CUCACGCUCAGACUCACGCUCGGGCAUUUCAACCCCCAGCUGCCGACAACUCGAACAACCGCAAGAGCGAUGCCGCCAAAACGACACGCUUCGGAGGAGGUUGCUGGCGGGCCUUCAGCGAAAAAAGCCAGGCCCGCCGGUCAAAGAGGAUCACAACAAGCCGUGGCCGCCGCGGGAGCAGCCUCAAAUGAAGCCCGAAGCAAAAAGUCCCACCACAAGCACCCGAACCCAUUGGCUCGCAAGUACGGCCAUCACCUGAAACAGCAGGGAGCGAAGGAAGGCGAUACAGCUGAAGCGUCUCUCGCAAAGCUGAAGAAGCAAAUACGGGACGCUCAAAGAACCUUGCGACGGCCUAAUUUGACCGCGACUCAGGAAAAGGAGCUGCAACGGAGGGUGAAGGCGCUGAACUUGAAGGUGGAGGAGCAACACCAACGGAGCAAGGAGGAAGCUCUGAAAGCGAAGUACAAAUACCUUCGCUUUGUCGAGCAGAAGAAAUGCGAUCGCAAAAUAGCGUCCCUCCAAAAAGAGCUUGCCGAAGUAGAUGAUUCGGAAGAGGGCUCGGACGAACAUCAGCAGAUCCUGGCGGAACUUAGAACCUACGAGACGAACGCAGCAUACGUGAAAUACUACCCACUGGACAUGAAGUACAUAGCCCUGUUUCCGAAGGAAACAACGACGGACACGCCUUCGGAUGUGAAGAGGGCGAAGAUAUUGGAGGCUAUCAGAGAACGGCUUGACAAGGGAACGGAGCCCAUCGUGAUCAGAGAGAAGGAUGUCUUUGAAGCGGAGGGCGCAGGCGAACAGAGUGAGGACGAAGAUGGCAGUUCCGGAGACGAAGGAAAGAAAGCUGGUGAAGAGCAGGAGGGUGGAGAUGAUGAUUUCUUCUUGGAUGGGGCUGAAGCUGGUGCCGAGGAGCGCCUUGAUAUCCCGCGAGAGGAUUACGUUCCUCCUCCAAAACCUGCUCCUCAGCAGGCACCGAAGAAUAGGAAGGAACGAAGGAAACUCCUGCAGCAACAGCAGCAGAAGGAGGAGGAAGCUGAUGCGUAGGAGCAGUCCAUAGCGAUUAAGAUAGCCAACGACACCCCGAUACCGGUUACCCCAUCACCGUUAGCUUAUACGUAGAUACAAGAACUUUAUCUAAAUUAACAUUAUCAGUUCACAUAUUCAAG
Messenger RNA from Fimicolochytrium jonesii, 1169 nucleotides. RefSeq lists its product as uncharacterized. The transcript has 2 exons. The record is from RefSeq and is a predicted model, not a curated record. Gene Ontology annotation, cellular component: nucleolus; preribosome, small subunit precursor. Lineage: Eukaryota; Fungi; Chytridiomycota; Chytridiomycetes; Spizellomycetales; Powellomycetaceae. Gene Ontology annotation, biological process: maturation of SSU-rRNA from tricistronic rRNA transcript (SSU-rRNA, 5.8S rRNA, LSU-rRNA). Bases 70 to 1047 code for a protein of 325 amino acids.